GUGUUUUAAGAGCCUCUGGCUCUUGAACGCAGCAUUGAUUCAACCGGUUGCUACAUGAACUUUGGCCCAAUAUAAACCCCUGCCCCGGAUUCAGACACCACACUACAUAUUUUAAUUACACAAAAGAUGGCUGCCCCUCCUGUUGUCAUAUGGGAACAUGAAGUGGCGCGGCUGCUGCAAUUCAGAGACCUGAUCCCGCGACUGGAAGAGGCUUUGGGGAAGUUCUCCAAACGGGACAGCGCGGAGGUGAUCCAGCCUGUGCGCACCACUGUGCCUCUGCAGAAACAUAAUGGUUUCCUGGGUUUGAUGCCGACGUACAUGGAGAUUGACGGAGUCCUAAGCACAAAGUUCGUGUGUUUUUACAAGAGGGAAGAAGGUUCAAAUUUGCCAUCCACGCAAGCCACUGUGGUGCUGCUGGACCCUGAGUAUGGGAAUGUUAAGGCUGUCAUGGAUGGAGGAGCCAUCACAGACAUGAGGACAGCUGCAGCCUCGGCCAUCUCUGCUAAGCUGCUGAUGCGCCCUGACGCAGAGGUUUUGGCUAUCUUAGGGACCGGCAAACAGGCCUUGAGUCAUUACAAUGUCUUCACAGAAAUAUUUUCAUUCAAAGAGGUGCGCGUGUGGAGCCGCACAAGGGAGUCCGCAGAGAGAUUUUGCAAAUCUGUCAGUGGUCCAGUGAAACCAUUUGUCUCAGUGGAGGAGGCUGUGAGGGGAGCAGAUGCUAUAGUGACAGUAACAAGAUCCAUAGAGCCAGUGCUGUUUGGUCAGUGGGUCAAACCAGGAGCACAUGUAGCAGCCGUGGGAGCUUGCAGGCCAAACUGGCGGGAGCUGGAUGACGUGAUGAUGAAGGAGGCUGUGGUGUACGCUGACAGCAGGGAGGGAGCACUGACUGAGUCUGGUGACGUCAUCCUUUCAGGGGCCGAGGUCUUUGCAGAGAUUGGAGAUGUUAUAAAUGGGACAAAACCUGCACACAGAGAGAAGACCACUGUAUUCAAAUCCCUUGGAAUGGGAGUUGAAGAUGCAGUGUCUGCUAAGCUGGUGUUUGACCAGUGGAGCGCCCAAGACAGAAAACUAUGAAGUGCAUAUGUAUUCUGACCGUGCCUUAAACCGCCUGCACUGCACACAAUUUAAGACAACACAAAAGAUUUAAAGAUUACAAGUUAACUGGGGUUAAGGUAAAAUAAGAAAAAUCAAGACAGAAUUUUCAAACCCAACUUUUUGUAUAAUAUUUUCCUUGCCACCAUUCCAUUACCAGUUAAAUUUGCUGUAAACAUAUACAUCAGAUGUAAACUUAGUUCUCUAAAACUGUGCUCAAUUAAUACAUUUUUUAUGUGAUUUUAAGCAGUUUAUCAUCAUCAUUUCAAAUGCAGAGUUUUAUUAGCUGUACUAGUUGAACUUCCUCUGUCUUUAUGUAUGAAAAAAGCAAGAACAAAUUUCAAUUUCCUUACAAUGCAUCUAUACUAAUACAUUUUUUGUACUUUUGGUCACCUGUCUGCUAGCAUGCUAACAAUAAGUGUUGGUCUGCUCAGGCGAUUCAUUUCAGGCGAUUCAUUUCAGGCAAAUCACAAUGCAUAGUUGCCAUGUUUCAUGUCUUCAGUUUGGUUUGUUCACACGAAAACUGUGUCUAGCAGCUUAGCUCAAUUGAAAAGUUUAAUAUACUAUACUUGUGUAGCGUUUUCUCAUGGCUUCUGGACUCCCAAAGCAGCUUUACACUCAGUGGUGAACAGGAACAGAGUAAAUUUACUCGAGUACUGUACUUAAGUACAUUUUUUGAGGAUCUGUAAUUUACGUGAGUAUUAUUUUUUAGGGGAACUUAUUACUUUUACUCCACUACAUUCAGAAGACAAUUAUUGUACUUUUUACUUCACUACAUUUCUAUCAGUGCUCUAGUUACUCACUACUUUAGCUUUGAAGUCAGCUCAUGAAUUUCGUUCUCUUUCUGAAAUCUGAUCCCUAAGACAGUAAAAUGUGUUUGUGUAGUUCUGUUUGUCUCAGUGGUUUAGUCAUACGUGUAUACCGUGCAUCUCCACGGUUGAACGUGGAGCAAACACGGAACAAAUUUCACUCUGAUCAGGCAGUUCAUUUAGAGGUGGUAAUGAUGGCUAUUAUUCUCCACCUGAGCACCCAUGGCGAUCUCUUCAGCCCGUGUUCCAGAUGAACAUUCAAACUCAGUUGUCUGUGUUUGGAAUAACUUAGUUUCUGUUUUUAUUCCAUGGUAUAGUUUUUAGAGAUUUCAAGUAAUGGUUUCUAAAUAAACAUGAUGUAACAG
Molecule: messenger RNA, 2266 nt
Organism: Notolabrus celidotus (New Zealand spotty)
Lineage: Eukaryota; Metazoa; Chordata; Actinopteri; Labriformes; Labridae
Gene: crym
Product: crystallin, mu
Exons: 8
Coding region: 127-1074 (315 amino acids)
Biological process (GO): thyroid hormone metabolic process
Cellular component (GO): cytoplasm
Molecular function (GO): thyroid hormone binding
Source: RefSeq, a predicted model, not a curated record